AUGGCAGACUUCAACUCAGUCGCCACUCAAUUCACUCAAUUCUACUACCAAACAUUCGAUGCGGGUCGACAAAAUCUAGCUGGGCUCUAUCGCGAAAAUUCCAUGCUCACAUUUGAGACGAACCAAGUUCAAGGGGUCGCCAGCAUCAUCGACAAGCUCACAUCACUGCCUUUUAAAUCGACACAGCACAAAAUUGUCACGAGUGAUGCACAACCUUCAAAUGACUCCGGAGGGAUCUUAGUGAUGGUCACAGGGCAGCUAGUGAUCGACGACAGCGAACAUCCUCAGAACUACGCGCAGACCUUCCAGAUUUUGCCCGAUGGCAGUGGCAGCUACUAUGUCUUCAAUGAUGUUUUUAGAUUGCUUUAUGGCUAG
Messenger RNA from Bacidia gigantensis, 375 nucleotides. RefSeq names its product Nuclear transport factor 2 (gene NTF2). The coding region runs from base 1 to 375 and encodes 124 amino acids. Gene Ontology annotation, cellular component: nuclear pore central transport channel. The transcript has 6 exons. NCBI's taxonomy places the organism in Eukaryota, Fungi, Ascomycota, Lecanoromycetes, Lecanorales, Ramalinaceae. Gene Ontology annotation, biological process: protein import into nucleus. The record is from RefSeq and is a predicted model, not a curated record.